AUGGGACGAACGGUGCUUCACGAUCCGAGUUUCCGAGAUUCGAGUUUUCUCAACCUCGCAAUCUGCAUUGGCGGUAUCUACAUUUGCUACCUCAGUUAUGGCAUUUUCCAAGAAAAAAUUUUUACGUACCGUUCACCCAGUGGUAAUAAGUUCACGGCGACGCUCUUUAUGCUAUUCGUGCAAUGUUUUACCAACUCAUUAGUGGCUUACGCUGCCACGUUUGUGUGGAAACCCAAACGUUCCCGUAUGCCACUGGCCCCAUUUGCUUUCACUGCUGCAGCCUAUUUGGGCGCUAUGCUCUGUAGUAAUGAGGCACUUAAACACGUAAGUUUUCCCACUCAAGCUCUGGGUAAAUCAUGCAAGAUGAUUCCCGUGAUGCUCAUGGGCGUACUUAUUCGUCGUAAAAAGUACACGCUCCGGGACUACAUUUGUGUCGUGGUCAUCACGUCGGGUAUCGCCGUGUUUCAAUUGGGCAAAGGAUCAGCUAAACACGCAGAAAGGGAGAACAGUACGUAUGGUUUACUGCUGCUCUUCUUGUCGCUGACAUUGGACGGCAUCUCGGGACCCAAGCAGGAGGAAAUUGCACACCAAUUACGUCCUUCGGUGCACCAGCAGAUGCUCAAUACAAACAUUUGGGCCGUCAUCUACACAGGAGUGGGUGCAUUGGUCACGGGUCAAGCGCUCGAGGGUCUUAUGUUUUGUAUCGAGAAUCCAGCCAUCCUCAAUUCGGUCUUUUACUUCUCCGUGUGCAGUGCAUUGGGCCAGAACUUCAUUUAUUUUACCAUCCAGCAAUUCUCGGCGCUUACGUGCACGACGAUCACCACGACGCGCAAGUUUUUUACGAUCUUGUUCUCGGUGGUCUGGUACGGCCACGAACUUAGCGUCAUGUCGUGGCUGGGUGUAGCCGUCGUGUUUGUUGGUUUGGGAUGGGAGCUAUCGAGCAAAUACCGGAAGUACCAAACGCAGAGUGCUAAGUUUACUUAA
Molecule: messenger RNA, 984 nt
Organism: Peronospora farinosa
Lineage: Eukaryota; Oomycota; Peronosporomycetes; Peronosporales; Peronosporaceae
Source: the annotation of a GenBank genome assembly